Messenger RNA from Histoplasma capsulatum G186AR, 4446 nucleotides. Its product is annotated as ATP-dependent DNA helicase. The transcript is spliced from 6 exons. The coding region runs from base 40 to 4446 and encodes 1468 amino acids. The record is from RefSeq and is a predicted model, not a curated record. NCBI's taxonomy places the organism in Eukaryota, Fungi, Ascomycota, Eurotiomycetes, Onygenales, Ajellomycetaceae. Gene Ontology annotation, cellular component: nucleus. Gene Ontology annotation, molecular function: ATP binding; metal ion binding; ATP-dependent chromatin remodeler activity. Gene Ontology annotation, biological process: DNA damage response; protein polyubiquitination.
CAGGACUGAAGGCGGGGCUCAUCUGGAGACCAUAUUGAUAUGUCUAUUUUUCAAGAUGUGGCUUUCGCGUCAGGCCCCGUGCCAGACAUUCUUCAAGGGUGUUUCUCAAAAUCGAAGGAACCGGACUCGGGUCAAGAUCACCCAAGAAAGCGGCAGAAGUUAAACACAAAGAUAUGGAAUUAUAAGGACAUUCCUUCGUCUAUGUUUCCGGAGUAUUUGACUUUGGCGCACAUAGAAUUGACAAUAACGUUUUCCUCGCCGGCACUUGGCACCAGUGCUGUCCCCUCGGUCUUUGAAAAUGGCACUCCGGAUAAAAUUCCUGUUAUCAUUUUAGCAGUAUCCAAGUUAAACGAUUUCUCUGGCGUAUCCAAUGCUCCUGUGAAAAAAUAUAAGAUUCAGCUUGGAACUAGUAGCUCGGAUGUCAUCUUUGACCAGACACUCGAUUUCCACACAUGGAAUCACGACCCUAUCCUCCCGGGGAAGCUGCCUUCAGCCUUUCCGCCGCGCAAAGAUCCCCCAACAGUAUUUUCAAUGUCCACACUGCGGAAGGUUGAGGGUAACGAACUUUCAUUCAUUCUUGAAACAAAGGUGUUUUGGAAAGAUACAGUUAAGCUCGGGAAAAGGGGCUUUUGGCAGAAUAAAGCAUUUUCAACAUAUCUGCCAGGCGCGCCACAGGAACGUCACGAAACCACACGCCCCCGUCGGGAUUGGCGGCAGUGGCGCGUUGAAAAGAGAAUCUGGAGCCCUAGCGAGUUUUACGAGAGUGCUCAUGUCCCUUCCAAAAGUUUGGAUCUGCCGCUAAGCACUAUACCGGUUCAAUGUCAGCUUUUCCCUUUCCAGAGGAGAACAGUUAGGUGGCUACUUGAAAGAGAAGGUGUAAAGCUCCUUCCGGAUGGUAAAGUGCAGGAUUGUUCUUCACCUCCUCCGGGCUCUGCUCUUCCCGACUCUUUCUCUCAGAUAACAGAUGCGGACGGACAUAUCUGUUAUUUCAGUCACCUUUACUGGGUUAUGACCUCCGAGAUUAAGGAGUGGAGCAGUACUACGACACUGAAAGGCGGUAUUCUCGCUGAGGAAAUGGGACUUGGCAAGACCGUGGAAAUUAUCACUCUGAUUUUAUUGCACCGGAGGCCUGCUUCUGAGCAGGGCCUGCCAUUACUUCGGCAACCGCCUGCCAUUACCGAAUCCGGUGCCACCCUGAUCAUCACUCCAUUUACUCUCCUUGAACAAUGGAAACAGGAAAUCUCAUCUCGUGCUCCACAUCUUCGAUAUACGUACUAUCGGGGUAUCAAUCGCAUGAAAGGGAGCGAUGAGGAAUUGGUACAAAAACUAGCAUCCCGUGACAUUGUUCUCACAACGUUCAAUAUCUUACAGGGAGAAGUUCAUUACGCGGAAGAUCCACCUGACCGUUCACUACGCAGUGAGAAGAAAUCGAUUCCAAGGAAAUCCCCCCUGGUCAAAAUAUUUUGGUGGAGAGUUUGUAUCGAUGAAGCUCAAAUGAUUGAAACUAAAGCGGGCCAUGCGGCGAGGGUGGCGAGGCUUAUUCCGCGGCGCAACGCUUGGGCAGUAACAGGUACACCACUUCGAAAGGAUAUGAAUGACUUGCUCGGUAUACUUUCAUUUCUACAUAUUCACCCAUUAUGCGAUUGGUCGGAUGCAUGGGUUCGAUUAUACGAGAUCCACAAGCCCCUAUUCAAAGAAAUUGUUGGUCGCAUUGUCCUGCGCCAUAAUAAGGAUAUGAUACGUGAUGAAUUACACCUACCUCUUCAGAAGCGCGUUGUUAUAACUAUCCCGUUCACACCAGUGGAAGAACAACAUUACCAUCAACUUUUUGAACAAAUGUGCGACGAAUGCGGAGUCGACGCAUUAGGAGACCCUCGUACAGCAGAUUUGGAUCUUAAUUCGAAACACGUCAUUGACGCAAUGAGGCGCUGGUUAACAAGGCUUCGCCAGGCUUGUCUCCAUCCUGAAGUAGCUAGUGCUGGCCGCAAGGGUUUGGGAGCGAGUAGCGGUCCACUUCGCUCCGUCGCAGAGGUUUUGGAGGUGAUGAUUGACCAGAAUGAAGCUCGUAUCCGUACAGAGGAACGCUCACUUCUUUUGUCUCAAAUUCGCCGCGGCCAGCUGCUGGAGAAUGCUGGCCAGCCCAAGGAGGCCUUGGAGCUGUGGCAAGCCGCGUUGGCGUUGGCUGAGUCUAAUGUUAAGGAUUCUCGAGUUCAGCUUGAAAAUGAACGUAAGAAGGAGCAGAUCGCAUGGCCGAGUGGUGUGCAAAAUUCCUCAGAUGAUGAGGGUGAUGCUGAUGACGGGAAAGGAGAGAUGAAUUCCAAGAUGGCGGCUUAUCGCAGUCGUCUCCGGAGUGCCUUGGAAAUCGAACAUAUUUGCAAAUUUUUCAUUGCAAAUGCGUAUUAUCAGAUCAAAACUAAUGCGGAACUCACAGAUCCUGACUCGAAAGAGUUUUUCGCUCUGGAAAAGCUCGAGGUAGAGAACUACGAGGCAGCAAAGCUUAUUCGAAAAGAGAUGCUAGCCGAGAUAGAUCAAAGAACCAGUCGAUCUAUCCAACAGCUUCAAGCGAAAGUUGAUAGCAAAAGACUUGUACAAAUCCCUGAAAUGUCACCAAGGCUGGAUCUCAGUGGCAUCGAAAGUCGAAGACUUCUAGACAAGCUUGAAGACUUUUGUGAGGCAACGAAUAAACUUACACGGCAGUAUAUUGAGUGGCGCGCACAUGCUCUCAAGCUACUCUUGGAGCCGCUAGUAGACGAAGAAGACGAUAAUGCCAAGUUGGAGGGCGACGAGAAUAGGUUAGAUCUUGCAGAAAUCGGAGAGGGCCCAUCACCUAAGGUUUACAUCUCCAUCAUGAAGACGCGCAAAAGACUGAAGCCUCCGAAUGAGCUCGGAUCGCUUCGCGGUAUUCUUACAGAAUUGCGUAGCCUUGUGGUAUCUCUCGAAUCGCAGGAAGCCCGGGGUAGCACUCGAGCCCGUGCUGAACUUGGUAUAGUCAAUCGUAUUCUGCAAGACUCGAGCCAGAUGUCAUCGGAGCAAGCAAAGACUUCGCUGGAUUUGGAGAAGGAAGUGCAGCUUUUCCACAAUGUCAUGAAUCGGCGUUUGGAGUAUUAUAGGCAACUACAGCAGAUUUCGGAUACUGUCGCGCCUUACGAUGAAGAUAGUAGAGGCAAACCGCUUAAUGCCGCUCUCUUUGACAGCAUGCUUGAUUUGGAGGACAAAAUGCAGGAGAAGAUAUCAGUAUUGAAGUCUAAACAUAGGUAUCUUAUCCAUCUUCGAGAUGAUUCUGGGGCUGAGGAGUCAGGAAGACUAUGUGUCAUAUGCCAAUCGACCUUUGAAAUCGGUGUCUUGACCGUAUGUGGUCACAAAUAUUGCAGCGACUGCCUGCGAUCCUGGUGGCGCCAACACAAAACUUGUCCGAUGUGCAAGAUACGCCUGAAAGGCAGCGAUUUCCAUCAAAUUGCUUACAAACCCACAGAGAUUGUCGCGCAGGAAGAAAAGUCCAUUGCAGCACACGUCCGGGAUUCUGGCCAUUCUCUGGAGAACUUGAUAUAUUCCGACAUUAGUUCAGGCAUGUUGAAGGAAAUUAGAAAUAUUGAAAUUGAAGGUUCCUUCGGAACAAAAAUUGAUACUCUGGGUCGCCAUUUGAUUUGGUUACGACAACACGAUCCGGGUGCAAAAUCAAUUGUCUUCUCGCAGUAUAAGCCUUUCCUGGGGAUUCUUGGGCGUGCUUUUUCGCACUUCAAAAUUGGAUAUAGUAGCAUUGACAGUUCUGACGGGGUUGAACAGUUUAAAACUGAUCCUUCUGUCGAGUGCUUCCUCCUGCAUGCGAAAGCUCAUUCCUCGGGGCUAAACCUCAUCAACGCUACGCACGUUUUUCUUUGCGAGCCAUUAAUCAAUACUGCAAUUGAGCUUCAGGCCAUCGCCCGUGUUCAUCGUAUUGGGCAGAAACAGGAAACAACAGUUUGGAUGUAUCUCGUAUCUGAUUCCGUCGAGGAAUCUAUCUACGAUAUUUCCGUAUCGCGGCGGCUGGCUCACAUUGCUCAAAAACGCAGGCAGCAUAGUGUGAAAAGCCAGAACCACAAUUUGGGAAUUGGUGAAAGAGGAGGAGAAGAUGAUGAAGAUGAAAAUGGACAUGUUCCUAUAGAGACAGUCAUUGAGGCUGCAAACUCUCUAGAAAUACAAGAUGCGAAGCUGGGCAAUUUAAUGGCGGGGACUGCGGCUGAGGGAGAACUGGUUCCUGACGACGAUCUGUGGCAGUGCUUGUUUGCUAAGAGUAACAGGAGGGCGAAAUCGAGGGUGGACUCAGGGAAUGUGCCAAAUAAUAUUGAUCGGCUUUUGAGGGCUGAAGCGGCGGAAGGGAGGAUUGAAGCAGCUGGGAAUGGCGAUAAUGAUGUAGUUGGGCCGAACAGGUAUCCCAGCCAUGUGCGACCACGUUGGCGGUGGGUAUAA